Malurus melanocephalus (red-backed fairy wren) is the source of this 977-nucleotide messenger RNA. RefSeq names its product inhibitor of nuclear factor kappa-B kinase subunit epsilon-like. Gene Ontology annotation, molecular function: protein serine/threonine kinase activity. The annotation marks the transcript as partial. The record is from RefSeq and is a predicted model, not a curated record. NCBI's taxonomy places the organism in Eukaryota, Metazoa, Chordata, Aves, Passeriformes, Maluridae. Gene Ontology annotation, cellular component: cytoplasm. The transcript has 9 exons. Gene Ontology annotation, biological process: peptidyl-serine phosphorylation.
UGGGACCCUGAGGACCGAGUGCUGCCGGAUUUUGGAGCAGAGGAGAGGAGCUCACGCCGUGCUCUCCUGCCUGCAGCUCACCGAGGAGAAAGCACAGGAACUGUGGACGAGGAGCUCUCCCAGUGCUCCCACAGCAUCUUUGACUUCCAAGGGGCGCUGGAUGGGAUUUUGGCCGAGCUGCUGAAGGACAGGCAGCAAGUGCACGAGGAUAAAAGCAUCCGGCAGAUGGAGUGCUGCCUGGAGAAGAUGCAGCAGAUCUACAAGCAGUUCAAGAAGGCCAGGACGUGUCUGAGGCUGGGCUACAACGAGGAGCAAAUCCACAAACUGGACAAGCUGAAUUUGGGGAAUCUAGCCAGGAAGGUGCUGUCCAUUUUCCAGAACGAUUGUGUCCAGCAGUACCAGGAGGCCCUGGCCCUGCACAGCAGCAGGAUGAGGAAAGUUUGUGAGAUAAGGAAGCACCUGAAGAGGCUGAGCAAUCGCAUCAGUGCCUGCAGCGUGGAGAUGACCGAGUGCCAGGACUGCCUGCAGKGUGUUCUGGACAAACUGCCCCCGCUGGACAGACGGAAUUUGGCCCCGGGUGCCCCYGCCCUGCCCAGCCCCGUCCCCCUGAGCCAGGCACGCCAGGAGAUGGCUUUGAGGAUGCAGGAGCUGCUGGAGCAGAUGAGGUCGGUCUCCUGCGAUCUGCAGUUCAACAACAGCAUCAUCGAGCGAUUGGGUGGGGCUGCUCCCACUCCCAGCGUUUGAGGGACCCAAAGGUGCAGCAGCUGAAGGGAAACCUCUUCCCACCGCUGGGAAUUCACAGCACCCGGAGCUGUUGGAUUUCUGUGCUCUGGGAGCUCUCCGUGUCCUACCUCUGCUCCAGCACUUUGCACCUUCACCCCCAGCAGCUCCCAGUGCCCCGAGCCUCGGGAGGUUUGGCCAGAAAAUGGAAAGUGGGGUUUGAUCUUUUCCUUAAAAAAAAAAAAAUGCUUGAAGGA